CCCUCCAGUUUUAUUGACACUGAGGAUGAAGAAGGAUUUGCAAGUGAAAGCGCCUUGAAAUACAACAUCUUUUAGAGAGAGCUCUGCAGUUCGCCUGUUAAGUCUCGAAUUCCACCCUUUGCCCCUGCUGAAUCCACUGUUCUGCCCUUUACUCUCUGGGGUAAAAAACUAAACAACAACAACAAAAACCCGAGGGGAAAAAAAUACCUUUGGCAGCAGGGAAGCUUUGUGUGACUGACCCAACGAGCUACAAGUGUCCAGUUUCUGAAAAGAAGAAAACCCUUUUGUCUUCAGCAGAUCAGUAGAAUUAUUUUGGAAGCGAGGAGAGUAUCAAGUGAUCUGGCCUACUGAAGAGGAGACUGAAGCCAUCUCUGAGUGGAGAUUUUGGACUUGCGGGAAGGCUCUGUGUGUGUCCCACAUGUGGCAGAACUGCUCCUCCUUACCAAGGAACUCAAAGUGAAGGAAAUAGGUCAAGGGCAGCUUUUACAUUCCACCCAAAAGGCACCACAGUUUGAGAUGAGGAAUUCAGAAGAGCAAGCAGCUACGACAGUUUUACAGCGCCUGCUGCAGGAGCAGCUCCGAUACGGAAACCCAAAUGACAACCGUAACCUUCUUGCCUUACACCAGCAAGCCACAGGAAAUGCCCCCCCUUUCAACAGCACUGGGAGUCCAGCAUCUCAGAACGAAGGGCUGAGCUCCCAGGACCACCAGCUUGUGACUCAUGCUGCCCGUCAGGAGCCCCAGGGCCAGGAGAUACAGGUGGACAACAGCAUCAUGGAGAAGCAGCUCUCCCCGCGACUUCAGAACAGCGAGGAUCUCCCGACCUAUGAGGAAGCCAAAGUCCAGUCGCAGUAUUUCAGGGGCCAGCCGCAUGCGAGUGUCGGGGCAGCGUUCUAUGUAACGGGGGUCACCAACCAAAAGAUGAGGACUGAAGGGCGGCCCACGGUUCAGCGGGUGAGCCCAGGGAAGGUCCACCAGGAUGAAGGACUGAAGGACCUCAAGCAAGGGCAUGUCCGCUCCCUGAGCGAGAGGCUGAUGCAGCUGUCCUUGGCCACCAGCGGUGUCAAGGCCCACGCGCCUGUCACGAGCGCGCCACUCUCCCCCCUCUCUCCGCUCUCUCCUCAGCAGUCCAGCGACCCUUACAAAAAUUCUGGCUCCAAUGAGUUCUACAAGAACUCGGUGCAGCCCCCUUCCCAGCCCAACAUGAAAGGAAUGGAGCAGCGGGGUCCUCCUCCAGAGUAUCCUUACAAAAACGUGUCCACCCCAUCUAUGAACUGCAAACCUCAGGACUCGGGACAUUUCUAUAGUGAUCAUCGCAUGAGCCAGCAGGGAAGAUCUGAUGGGGCUAUGAUGAGGUAUCAGCAUCCCCCUGAGUACGGGUCAGUCAGGCAGAACCCAGAUGUGCAGCUGCAGUUACAACAGAGACCACCUCACCACCACAGCCCAACUUCUUCCUUGACAUCCCUGGGAUCUUUGACUUUGCUUCAGUCUCCGCCACCAUCCAGGCUGUCCCCAUCCCAGCAUCAGCAACCUCUGACUCCAAGCCAGGGAGAUCCUGGCAUUCUGCCACGGACCCAGCAGCCAUUCUUAUCAAACCAAGUCCAUCAGGGAGAUUUGUACCGACUAUGCCAGCCCUUCCUAGGCCCGCAGCAGCAGCAAGGCGAUUCCUAUUCAGUAAUGUCCCGAGCUCAGCAGAUACCUUCCCCAUAUCAGCAGAUGCAAGUAGAUCCUUUUGCCAUAGUUUCCAGGGCCCAGCAGAUGGUGGAAAUCCUGUCAGAAGAGAACCGGUCUCUACGACAGGAGCUGGAUGGGUGCUAUGAGAAAGUAGCCCGGCUGCAGAAGCUGGAAACAGAAAUUCAGCAAGUUUCAGAGGCGUACAAAAACCUGGAGAAAUCAUCUUCUAAGCGAGAUGCCCUGGAAAAGGCCAUGAGAAACAAGCUGGAAGGAGAAAUUCGUAGACUUCAUGAUUUUAACAGGGAUCUAAGAGAACGUAUGGAGACAGCCAACAAGCAGCUUGCAGAGAAGGAAUUCGAGGGGUCUGAAGACAAUCGGAAAACCAUCUCUCAACUCUUUGCACAAAACAAGGAAACACAGCGGGAAAAAGAGAAACUGGAAAUAGAACUGGCUGCUGCACGAUCCACCAAUGAGGACCAACGAAGACACAUUGAGAUCCGAGACCAGGCCUUGAACAAUGCUCAGGCCAAGGUGGUGAAACUGGAGGAGGAGCUCAAAAAGAAGCAGGUCUAUGUUGAGAAGGUGGAGAAGAUGCAGCAGGCCUUGGUGCAGCUGCAGGCAGCGUGUGAGAAGCGGGAACAGCUGGAACACAGGCUGCGGACCCGGCUGGAGAGAGAACUGGAGUCUCUCCGGAUGCAGCAGCGUCAGGGUACCUCUCAGACUGCCAAUGUCUCGGAGUACAAUGCCACGGCGCUUAUGGAGCUCCUGCGCGAGAAGGAAGAAAGGAUUCUUGCUCUGGAAGCUGACAUGACCAAGUGGGAACAGAAAUACCUGGAGGAGAGUGUGAUGAGACAGUUUGCUUUGGAUGCAGCUGCAACUGUGGCUGCUCAGAGGGACACAACGGUGAUCAGCCACUCGCCUAACCCUAGCUAUGACACCUCGCUGGAAGCUCGCAUUCAGAAGGAGGAGGAAGAGAUCCUGCUUGCCAACAGGAGGUGUCUCGACAUGGAGGGAAGGAUCAAGACUCUGCAUGCUCAGAUCAUUGAGAAGGACGCCAUGAUCAAAGUCCUGCAGCAGCGCUCCCGGAAGGAGCCUGGUAAGACAGACCAGAUCUCCUCAAUGAGACCUGCCAAGUCGCUGAUGUCCAUAUCGAAUGCUGGCUCGGGCUUGCUGUCCCACUCGUCAACGCUGAGCAGCACUCCCAUCCUGGAGGAGAAGAGGGAGGACAAGAGCUGGAAAGGCAGCCUAGGUGUUCUGCUGGGAACAGAAUAUCGCUCCGAAUCCAUUCCCUCCACCCCCUCUCCUGUCCUUCCUUCCACACCGUUGCUGUCAGCCCACUCCAAAACAGGCAGCAGAGACUGCAGCACCCAGACUGACCGGGGAAACGAGCAGAGCAAAGCUGCAUCUUCCACUGCAGCUCCUACACCAGGACGACUCCCCAGCACCAGCCUGGCCUACAGCACAGACAAAACAGAUGGGCCACUCUUCCACUCCAGCACUCUUGAAAGAAAAGCUCCUGUUCAGACCAUGGGGCAGGACCUCCCAGAUGGAGAGAUGGUAGAAUACCUCAUCUGAAAGGCUGUACGAGGAUCUGAGCUGGCAUGUAGUAGCAAGAAAUUUUUAAAAGACAUUUUUAUUGGGGAAAAAAUGUAGUACCUGAGUAAUAAAAGAACACUCAGCUGUUUGCUCUUGUAUAUUAUGUCUCAAAAGUAUGGACAGGUUAAUUUAUAAUUUGUUCUAAAUUAUAAAAACCCAUAACACUUGUUCUUUGAAAGUUUCCCCCUUUAUUUUUUAAAUACUGGAUCUGGUAACAUCUGGAGAAAAAACAAGAACUUAGGUGCACUACAUCUGGUGUUUCAUUUCAGUAUUUUCAAAGUCUCUUAAACACAAGUACCUACUCUCACAGCUGUUGGUUAAAUGCCUAGCUUGAACGCAGUAAGAUGGGCAUAAUGGCCUUACAAUGAUCAGCACCAGGGACUUAGUUGUGAGCAUCCUUUAAUGGUUUUAGAACAGAGGUGUUCUGAGAAGCUUUUAGAAAUUUGAGCUGUGAUCAAGGGAGAUUUCCCUUUAUGCUUUCUCUUUACACUCAAUGUAAGAACUCAGAAUAGGUAUUUCACAUUCAUAGGCUGGAAAGAUUUCCAUGUUCAGUGUGGUAAUGCUUUUUGGUUUUUUUUUUUACUUCCCUAAUUGUCUUAUUUCUUUAUUAAAAAAAAAUUACUUCGGUGAUUAAUGUCACAUUUCACAUUUUUAGUUUCAUUGAAAGAUUUGCCACACUUUUAUACUUAAGUACUUUUUCAAUAAUUUAUACAGUGGAUAGUAAAUAAUAUAUUGCAUUCAUGUUUUACGUAAAUUAAAAAAGGAGAGUUUACAGGCUCAAUUCUGAUCUGUUAGAUCAGAUUUCUGCCAUUGUAAUUCCACUGAAUUUAGUGGAGCUACUCCAAAUUUACCAUAGUGCAAGUGGCAAGCCCUGUUGCUUUUCAGUGUUAGCAACUUAAAUCUACUGCAUCGGUCGAGAUCUUGCUCCGUAGCAGAGUUUUCUAUAGUUCAAAUGCCCGUUUACUUUGUAUGUCCCUCUUCUUCAGAAAUACUAGAUUUGUUUUCAUAUAGCAAAGCCUCAGAAGCAGAGCUUUAAAGAGGAGCUCUGUGUAAAGUUUCAGAUGGCAAAUUAUCUCCUUCCAAAACAUUAUUUUUCUUCAUCAAACUGGGGAGAGCAGCUUAAAGAAAGUCCCAGAGGCAUUACGGAAGAAAGUUACACAUUUAAGUCAGGUUCACUUUCAGAUUUUUGGGAACUAGCACAGAUGCAGCAAUGCUUUGGUUGCAGAUGCUAUAGGGAGAUACUAAGACCAACAGAAGUAAAUGAGUAUCUUUUUGUUACUGUUUUUGCAUUUUAUUAAAAUACUUCAAUAUUAAUUUCUGUUAAAAACUACUUUUUUUUUAAUUGAAUGUUAAAAUAUUUAAUUAGCCAAUGGUUCCAUGUUGGGAAUCUGGCUAAUCCCAGCUUUCUGUGCAGCAUUAGAGUAGCCAGUUUUUCAUUUCAGCUCAUUUCACCCCAGAAAUAAGGAAAAUCAGCAAUUAAUCAUUGACCCCAGUGAGUGAAUGGUCCUCAGUUCCUAGUUAGUUGACACUGCUGUUAUGGUGUCCGAUCGAAAUGGCCUUACCAGACCAAGAGAUGUAAUGUGAGUUUCCCAGUGGAGGGUUGGGAGGUGAAAGGAGGUGCCUUCCAUCUGCUGCACGGGUGACACAGUGGUGCCUAACGGGCAGCCAUGAGUUGGAUUCUGUUUGUCUUCUACUGAUCAUCACUUGAAAAACAAGGAAAACACUUCCCAUCAUUUCUAGCAGGUUUGCUGCUUGUUAGUGUUCUUCAGGCUGUAUUGCUAGACCCACAGAAGUUAGAGCUGGCAAAAUGCCUUGGAUAAAAUAUGAACUCGGUCUGAAUAGCCUGGCUUUACCAGCGACUGCUCUAACAGGCAGCACAAACUUCCUUCUAUCACCACUACUUAAGAUGCUUCAGAGCUGCACUUUAAGGCUGUGAAUGUCUCUGCCGUAUGGGACAGUGUCUUUCUGGACAGAGCAGUAGAACUUCCCCAAGUGUAUUCUAAUAAUCUGUCUGAAUUAGUUCUCCACCUUUUUCUAGACAAACUGUUCACAGCCUCGUCGUUCUCAUCCCCGAGAAUGUGUUACAUUUAUUUCUCUUGGCUUAAUUCCAGCCCAUUAUAUGAAGUAAUGCCCACUCUGGAUGAUAUGAAGUGAUUUCUCUUCCUCCUCCACAGUUGUUGAAAAUGCAGGAGAAGCUUUUCUGAUUAGCUCAAGGUGUCCAUCUUUCUGCUAUUUCAGCAUAAUUUUUUAUGUUGUAUUUUGUGGUUUGAGCAGUAUGAAAGAAGGUUUGCAGCUGUAGGGCUCUGGAUAAACAGUUCCAACUUGCUUGAUUCACGUUAAUUCUAAAACGUCUAGGGAAAUUUGGAUCCUUUGCAGAUAAAAUCUGUUUUAGAAAACUGAUUUUCCCCAAUUGAUGCUGGCUGUUCAGCUGGUCUAGGUAAAAAUAAUUUGUUUAUCAUCCUUGCAGCUCAUUGUUUUCAAACUUAAUGCCUUUGUAAUCUAUUUUUACAAAGAAAAAAGGACAUAAUAGCUUUCUGUGGAUAAAAUGCAGAUUAUGGACAGUAACCAUCUCCUCCAAAAAUGGAAGCUAGGUGGUCUCUGACAGUCCAAGGCAUCAGGGUUGCAAGAGCCUUAGCAGUUCUAUGCCCAUGGAAGUAAAUUUGGAAGAAGAUGGUGCAGUUUUAUAUUGUUUAGGUCAGGUUCUUCACCCUAUUUUGUAGCUCUUCCAAAAGUAGAACCCCCAAAACUUUUGCUUUUGACAUGGAAGUUUGAGGUCAUCUUCCCGCGCUGACAAACUAGGAGCCAUCAGGAAUGUAUUGUUUUCCUUGAGCUUCCUCAGAGCCAUCCUGAUGUGAAUGUAAAAGAGCUGCUUGCUUUGAGGAAGAUGUGUACUAUAGUCUUCAGUCUCUCUGUACAGAUUUUUAUUUUGUUUUUAAACAGGAACUGCUUUAAGGAGACAAACUGCACACCUAGUUCCUUUUCCUUCUGUAGAGCUUAUUUCAAGUAGAAAGUGAUUUUUAACACAAUGAUUGCAAUGACCUUCUUUGCAAACCAAAAUUUUAGACUAAGAGUUUUUCUUAAACUCGGGUAUUAGAAGCAGAAUUGUAGCUUUUAUAAAGAAAGCCACAUAUUCUCCUUUGUAGAGCAAAACAAGAAAAUCAAAUUUAGUUAUUUUUCCUCUUUCCUUUCACUGCUUACAAAAUGGCCAAACUCACAAGUCCUUCCCUUGGGCAGUUCCUUUGAGAUUUAAUGGCUCGGGGAACUGCCUGAGAUCUAGAGGCUUUUGUUCCCAUCUGGCCCGAUGUUAUUCUGAACUUCAAAUAGCUCCUACCUGGCAGCUCUUGUGGGGUCUGGAGCAGCAGUUUUCUGUGGUCUGAGGACUCAUGGGGAUCUGCGAGUUGCUCCCCAAGAGUCUGCAAAGGGUGGCCAAGGUCAGCAAGUAGUGUCCGGGGGCUGAAAUUCUUUCUGUGUGGUCUCUGCCUCUGUUGUCAAGUUUGUAGAGUGAGAGGCUGAAAACAGGUAUUAGCUUGCUUUGGUUUUGAGGUUGCCUGAGCAAGGGGACUUGCAGGAUUUGAGGCCAGAACCAUUUCCAAGGACACCUCCUGCUCCAGGAGCCCACACCGAUGACCAGCAGUGCGUGAGACGUGUAACAACCGUGUCCCGUGAGCCGUGACACCCGUACAGUGAAUCCCCACCACCGUGGCUGGACGAUGUGCUUUUUCCAUUGCUUAUCCAGUGGUGGCAACAUAACCUCGGGGCAGUCAGGACAAGCAAAACCCCAGGGGUGGUGUGGCUUUCUCUCCCUCCCCACGAGGGCUGGCACAGGUUGGCCCGGGAUUCACUGUGCUUCUCCACGCCACGGCCAACGGGUUUGCUCCGUGGAAAGAGUGAGGGGCUGUGGGGUGGGGGGAUCUCUUUUCAUGUAUUUGUAUAGGAACUGUUUUUUAAAAGCUAGCAUUUUUAUGUCUAGAAAGUUAAAAGACAUUGUAAAAUGUAAUUGUACUGUAUUUAUGAAGAAAAUACAUUUCUUUUCAAAAAGA
Calidris pugnax (ruff) is the source of this 7310-nucleotide messenger RNA. RefSeq names its product angiomotin (gene AMOT). Gene Ontology annotation, cellular component: plasma membrane; cytoplasmic vesicle; bicellular tight junction. Gene Ontology annotation, biological process: hippo signaling; angiogenesis; establishment of cell polarity involved in ameboidal cell migration. The transcript is spliced from 13 exons. NCBI's taxonomy places the organism in Eukaryota, Metazoa, Chordata, Aves, Charadriiformes, Scolopacidae. The record is from RefSeq and is a predicted model, not a curated record. Gene Ontology annotation, molecular function: signaling receptor activity. Bases 517 to 3249 code for a protein of 910 amino acids.